Zerene cesonia (dogface butterfly) is the source of this 1688-nucleotide messenger RNA. RefSeq names its product zinc finger protein 354B-like. Bases 117 to 1643 code for a protein of 508 amino acids. NCBI's taxonomy places the organism in Eukaryota, Metazoa, Arthropoda, Insecta, Lepidoptera, Pieridae. The record is from RefSeq and is a predicted model, not a curated record. Gene Ontology annotation, molecular function: DNA-binding transcription factor activity, RNA polymerase II-specific; RNA polymerase II cis-regulatory region sequence-specific DNA binding. The transcript has 8 exons. Gene Ontology annotation, biological process: regulation of DNA-templated transcription.
UGACACGUCUAUGACAGAAAUAUAGAAAUACCAUUUCAUGAAUGAAUCCAAAUUACUGACAAAUUGGAAAUUUCAAGAACGCAUCUUAUAGAAAUUGGUGAAUAUUUACAGGCAACAUGUCGACAAACAUAAAUGUGAAAGAAAUCGUCAAUAACAUAGUAAAUGGAACAUUUGGUAAACACAAUUGUUUAAUUUGUUUAUCACAGUUGAGAGAGCCUUGUGGCGAUAUAUUCACUAGAAUAAGUGAAGAUAAAUACUCGUCGGUUGCAGAUAUGCUAGAAUUGUGUGGUAUUAAGCUUCCACUAUCAGUUCAGAAUAAAGUUUGUUCAAAGUGUUUCAAGUUGGCAUCAGCAACAUACUUAUUUCACAAGAUCGCUCAGCAAACCGAAGAUGUGCUUAAUUUCUAUCUGAAUGAACUGGACAAACAGAUAACACCAUGUAUUUCGGAUGAGACGCAAUCUAUUUGUAUUACUCUACCUCAUUAUACACCAUUAACUUACACUUAUAGUGAAGAUUUACCUUUGGAAGAUAUUAUAGAACAAUCUUUAAAGAAAGAGGAGGGCAAUAUUUCAAAUAAUGUUAAAUUGGAACCAUUUGAUGAUGAUCCCGAUAAUAUUGUAAUCAUUUCACAUGACAACGGCAAAUCAGAUUUUUUUAAAGCACAAAAUGGGAGAUUGAAACUUUUAGACAUCAAUUUUAGCGGACAGAACGGUGUAAUAGAUGAUAAAAGUAAAAUAAAAAGGCGCAGGAAAAGAAAACCGAUGAUGUUUAAAUCUUGCAGUCAGUGCCCAGUUAAAUAUAGAUUACUAGGCAAAUUGAAAGAGCAUAUGAAGACGCAGCAUAAUAUAGACCUUCAUAUUUGUAAGGUCUGCAAAGCAUUCAUAGAAGACGAUCAAGAGUAUAGAAAACAUUUGAGGACCCACGGCGAUAUUCAUGUCUGCGCCAAGUGCAACAUGGUUUUCAAAAGGCGGGAAGCAAUCAUAAAUCAUCUUAAAUGGCACGACGAUGUCAAUAACCUGACCAAGUCAGACAAAGCACACAUUUGUGAAAUCUGCGGUUUGGUGCUCGAAGACAGUGACCAUUUACAGGAGCAUUAUGACAAGAAACACGUUAAAAAGUACACAUGCUAUUAUUGCGGCCGCAUGUACAAGGGGGAGAUUAGUUUUGAAAUGCACAUCAAGAAACAUGAAUUGCAUAUGAAUAAAAAAGAAAUCCAAGAAAAACCAAAGAAGACGUCAAAGCGAAAACACACUUGCACACAAUGCAAUAAAGAUUUCGUUGACGAAAGAGCUCUGUUGUGGCACAACAGACUACACACUAACGAAAGGCCAUAUCCCUGUAAGGUGUGCGGGCGCGCGUUCGUGUCGCUGAACCGGCGCAACCAGCACGCCGUGUGCGCGCACUCGGCGCCGGCGCGCCGCUGCCCGCUGUGCCCCGCGCUCUUCCACCUGCGCUCCAUGGUCAACACGCACAUCAAGAAGGUACACUUAAACGCUCACAAGCGCAGAAAUCGAACGACUAAACACCAAAACGUGUAUUGGAAAACGGAAACGGUGCCCAUUCAGGAGUUGAGUGUGUCCAUACAAGAUGAGAUAUUGGAACUGCAAGCCAAGAAGAACGGUAAAUCUCUAUAUGAUUUGUGACAAAAAAGUUUUGGUAAUUAAAAUCAUACUGAGGAAUGAGGAACA